AUGAAGUUCUCAAUCCUCGCACAAGCCAUUCUGGCACUUCCUGGUCUUGCCACAGCCAUCCCUGAGCCUGUUGACACGACUGAAGUAGAUAAGCGUGCGAACUGCAAGUUGACCCUCCAGUGGAAAUCCAACUGGUAUGAAAAUGCCCUUAGGCGAUACCGAGUGCAGCUCAUUACGAGCCCCCGGAAUGACGACCAUCUUGGCUUGUACUGCAACCAGUUCAAGGUCAAUGCUGUUCAGCUUGAGAAUGUGCAAUGCUUCUGGACAGAUGGGAUGAGUGAAGUUGUUAUUCCACUCUCGGCAGAACUCGGGGGUAUGAAGCCCUGCAUUGUCUUCCAUGUGUGGUAUUCUGUCCAAAUCAUCAAUACCCCAGCUGUUUGCUGUGAAUGCCGUGAAUUACUGUUCGACAACAUCGGACCACUUGUGAAUUCUCGGUCGCUUCAUAUUGCCUCAAUUGUCUUUUUAUUUUCGCUCAGCCUUAUUGCCAAGCUGCACAUGGAGUCACCGCUGAAGCCCCCACUUCACCCACUUCCCAAGAUUGGUUCAAUUUGCAGUGAUAAGCGCUUCGUGCAAAGGCGCAGUUUCAUGUGCAACACAAGACUAGUUCUAAUUGGUUAUCCCAAAUCCCAUCGGUAUGAGGCAACAUCAGCUCGCGACGUAGACACAGAUGAAAUCGAAUUAAAUUCUGCCAGAGAAUCAACUCGUAAAAGCAGAUACGUCCAUCAUGGAACCUUUUCUACCCAUGGGUGGGGUAUGGAACUUUUGUCGUCUUUCACGACUCUUGCUCUGUUCGCUGGGAUGAUUGCGAUAUUCUGCAGCAUGCGCAACAAGCCUUAUUCCGAGUGGCCCCUUUCAAUCUCUAUAAACACAACCAUCGCCAUUCUGUCGACAGCUUGCACGGCGACUAUGAUGCACAACGUGAGCGCCUUUAUCGGGCAGCUUAAAUGGCUUCACUUCAAACGAUCUUCGCGGAGCGUGUAUAACGUUGAGAGAUUCGACGAGGCCAGUCGAGGUCCACUUGGAGCUAUCCUUCUCAUCUUCAGAGUUCCAUGGAAUCUUGCAACAUUGGGAGCUACUAUAACGAUCCUCCGUCUUGGCUUCUCUCCACUUUCUCAGGCUGUGGUUAACCUAGAACGCAGGAUGGUUGAUGUUCCAAGUAACGACUCAACCUUUGGAUAUGCACACGCAUAUGAUAGAAACAUGACAACGGGUGCCCAGUCUGAGAUACCGCCGGAUACACAGAUGCAAUCCGCUAUUCUUCAAGGCCUUUAUGACAUAAGUUCCAUUCCAGUGUUUAACUGUGCCGGCGCCUGUCUCUGGAGAGACUCUUAUGUAUCCUUGGGCUUUAAGAGUACGUGCAAAAAUGUCACCAUGUCGGCGUUGGAAACAAAACAUUGUAUCAAACCAGAAGGAAGACCAGGAAUGCGGUUCGAUCGCAAUUGCAAUUUCACAACCCCGGGAAACAUCACCCUUACAACCCAGCAUGUAUUGACAGACUCCCAAACCACCUUUCGAAUCAACGCGACACGUAAUCACCUAGACAAUCCCAAUAAUAUCACCAGAUCGCUGGACGACAUUGUGAGAAUCGCAGUUUGGAGAUCAGGCUAUGAUACUAGCUUCAACGCCACUGAUAUCAAUAUCACGGAAUGUACCGUGGGGUUUACUGCCUAUGAGUACCCGAGGGCCGAAGCAAACGGUAGCACCUUUUCUUUCGGAAAGGUUGUUGAAAUGGAUAUUCGGCAAGCCAACUGGUCCUGGGGGGAUCCCAUGACCCAAACCCAUCUUGUGAGCAACAAAACCUCCAACCUACCUCCGUUCAAGAUAUCCAUCGUCGACAUCAAGGCCCUCCAAGCCUUUUUCGAGUCCACAACAUUUCAAUCGGAAUUUGUAAGCGGAAGUGCAAAGAACAAUAAUCCUGGACUUAGUGCCGCCCUAAAUGGGGACACGAAUCUCACGCGUGCUUUCGGUAACAUGGCACUGGGCAUGACCGACUAUCUCCGUUCAGGGCCAAAUGAGAAACUGGCUCGGGGAGUUCGAAGAGAAAGCGAGAUAUUCGUGUUUAUCCGAUGGUACUGGUUGAUUGGCCCUGCAGUGUUAGAGCUGGCCGCGUUGGUAUUUGCGGUCUGUACGAUAGUGUGCACUGCGAGGAAGCAUGAGGUGCCGCUUUGGAAGUCUUCGGCCCUUGUGCUGUUACAUUGUCGGCAUGACAUGAGUUCUGGUGUAAUUCAAGGAGAGUUUCAGGAUGUAACAGAGUUGGAGAAGACGGCGAAGACACUUUUCCCCGAUGCGCAACUUGAAACAUGA
Molecule: messenger RNA, 2304 nt
Organism: Fusarium oxysporum Fo47
Lineage: Eukaryota; Fungi; Ascomycota; Sordariomycetes; Hypocreales; Nectriaceae
Product: DUF3176 domain-containing protein
Exons: 8
Coding region: 1-2304 (767 amino acids)
Source: RefSeq, a predicted model, not a curated record